Messenger RNA from Micromonas commoda, 747 nucleotides. RefSeq lists its product with no specific name. The transcript has a single exon. Bases 1 to 747 code for a protein of 248 amino acids. The record is from RefSeq and is a predicted model, not a curated record. Lineage: Eukaryota; Viridiplantae; Chlorophyta; Mamiellophyceae; Mamiellales; Mamiellaceae.
AUGGUCGCGUUCGUCGUCUCCGCGGGCCGCGCGCACGCGUCGAUCUCCCCUCGCGCGCGCCUCAAUCGCGGCCGCGGCGCGCCGUCCCACCGGCCGACCCCGCGCGUCGUCCCGUCGCCGCCCGUCCCCCGCCCCUCGACUCUCAGUCCCCUCGGCGUCAGAUCGCCAGGGGCGUCGCUGCGGUGCGACGCGGGGCGGGGCGCCGCGCGCUUCGGCAAACGGGAGGAGUACUGGGACCCCGACGAGCAGAGGCGGGUGAAUGAGAACAAGUCGUGGAAACGGACGGACUCCCCGCAGGACGCGUGGGACAUCGACAAGGAACGCGACGCCACCAUGUACAAGCGCGAAAGCCUCGAGCGCCUGCUGCAACUCACCCCAUCGGAACCCAAACCCGACAAGGCGGUGGUGUGCGGCAAGUGCCGCGCGCCCGUGAGCAAGCGCAGUGCGGAGACGCAGAAGGAUCGCGCGCACCUGCACAGGCUGUACUACGCGGACAAGUACGUCGCCGUGGGGGUGUACGAACGUGACGGGACCACGGUGACGGUGGACGACGCGAUCGAUUCGCGCGCGUCGCGAUGGUGGCCGCCUCGAGCCGCGCGUCGGUGUCGGUGCGGCCGGUGCGGCGAGGUGCUCGGCUGGGCGUUCGAGGAUAACCCCGAGGAAAAAGUCGGGCCGUUCUACGCGCUGCUGCAGUCCAGGGUGGCGACGAACGAGGGAGGAGGAGGGGGCGGCGGCGGGGAGAACUGA